This is a messenger RNA of Lymnaea stagnalis (great pond snail), 630 nucleotides long. NCBI's taxonomy places the organism in Eukaryota, Metazoa, Mollusca, Gastropoda, Lymnaeidae. The record is from the annotation of a GenBank genome assembly.
AUGUCAAAAUGCAACCAGUGCAAAAAAAUUUACGACCCUAUCCCCAAAGAUAAAGAAUGGGGAAUCGGCAAAUUUCUUUGCGAAUGUAAAAAUGAAUUCACGUAAGUAGCAAAUACCAAAAACCGCCAUUUCUCCUUAAUUGCACUUUUUAAAGUCAUUUCUUUGUUACAAGUUAAGUCUUCGAUGAAAAAAGUUUUAAAUAUAAGGACUUUUAUUUGUAUUCUUCAUAAUUAACAUCAUCUAAUUUUCACCCUCAAUAUGCCUUCAUUAUCUUCUACAAAUUCAGAUACUUUGACAACUUAGUAUGUUUUUGUUUUUUUUUCUAUCGAAAUUCUUUUUUGAGUCUGUUACGGUACUAAUUAAUUAUUCUUUGAUUAGUGAAUAACUUAUUGAUCUGGAAAUAUUCAUAUACGGGCAAAUAUAGAGAAGAACUCAAUUUUUAAUUUCAUCCUAUGCUAGCAUUGCUGAGACUUGUUUAUCUCCAGGGGUUUUGGUGAGAUGAAUGUCACAGAGAGCAAAUGUUACAAGUGUCAUGCUCUCGUGCCCAUACAUCAUAUGUUGCCACCCAGAAGAUAUCGUCCAAAGAAAACCGAAGCUUCACAUUCUUGUAAUGGUGUAAACUGCAUGUAA